CCACUUUGACAGUUCGCACAGCACACAAAAAUCCUCCGAAGGCAGCAGCCAAGCAGCGGUCCAAGAAUGCUCUGCCAGCGCCAGCAGCAAGUGUAAAACGGGCAGAGAGCAGAGACGAAGGUCGAAAAAUGGCUGAAUCGAAACGAUCGUCAACAACAACGACGUCGUCCGCAUCAACAACAAACAGCUCGGCCAGCAGCAGCAGCAAGUCAUCCCGCAAGUCCAAGAAUGAUCUAAUCCGCAGCGUCGUCGGAAGUUAUCUCAAGCAGCGCAAUUAUAUGCAGAUAACCGACCGCUUCCGGAGGUCCGACCUGAUUUUGACGCAGUCCACCGAGCAGAUCGUGAUGAACAGCGCGAUCCGGAACGAGAUCUCCAAGGCGAACAGCUUUCUGUUCUCGAACGUGUUCUGCCUGAACAACAAUCCGGCCCAGGUCGAGCAGCAUUUUGUCAAACUGUGCAACUACAUCAAGUCCCAACCGGAACCGAUCCGGCGUGAGUUAUCCGAGCUGGUGAACCCCCUGCUAUGUCAUCUGUACAUAGAGAUGCUCAAGGGUCGCGACUGGCGUCCGGCGAUCGAGUUCCUGCGGAAGCACUCACCGCUCCUGGGCAAGGUCGAGCCAUCUGUGACGCCUCCCGGCAGUUCGCCGCUCAUAAUGAACCAGAAAAUCAACGGAACCGUCGAGGAGCAGCAGCAGUCGGGCAUUCCGGCGGCCACGGUUCAAAGUUCGGCCAUCGUCUACUCGCCACCGGCGACGACCUCUUCCACAGACUGUCCCCAGCUGGACACGUUCCAGCAGCUCGUCCACAAGCUGUCCCAAAUCACGCGGAUUCAGGACCUCGAAAACGACGAGCUAACUCUUCAGUUCCGAUCCUGCCAGUACGAAAUCCGACUGUGUUCGGCCUCGGUCGUUGCCCUGCGGCGCUACCUCGCCAAGUACGGCCACUCGCUUAUCCUGCAGAUCCUCCGCAGCUGGUUCUGCUUCGAGACCAGUGACGACAAGGACUUUGUGGAUUACAGCCCGGAUACGGCAACAGCGAAAGCAACUGGAAAGAGACCACGCCUCUCAACCUCAUCAAACGGGCUGGAUGGGAUCAACGGUGGCAUUCUGGCGAUUGACGAAGACGCACCACCGCCGGAACCAGACUUUGAUUUCUCCGAACAUUCGGAACUCGAAAAUACCAAGUUCUUGCUGCGGAACGGCUUCAACGGGAACUUUAUCCGGUUCAAAAUCCGUGAGAUGAACGGAGGAUUGGAAGGAUCUGACGAUCAUCGGAACCACCAGAGCUUGUCCACCGUAGAUAUGGACUAUGACGACGACGAGGAUGACGGAACCGGCUAUCUACCAGCGCUGGAAGAUAUCCCAACCAAGACGGAACCUCCGUUUCCGGAAGAACAACCGCAUGACGACAUUUCCGGACUGUUCCGACGAAUCAGCUCGGCCGAAAGGUUACGGAAGUUGCGCGAGUGCACGGACAAGCUCGCCCAGUACCAACUGCCGAUGUGCAUUUAUCAGGUGGAAAAUGUGGACGAUCGACUGACGGCGGUGGCCAUCGACGGCACCAGCUGCCACUUGGCCUCUGGGUUCGAGGACUCUUCCAUCAUGCUGUGGUCGGUCAACCGAAGCACCCAGAUCGGCCGGAAGCCGUAUGCGGCGCUGCGCGAUCGACAAUGCCACUGGAAUGUGACCGCCUGUGAUAGUAGCUUUAGUGAGGAUGAAGAAGCAGAGGAAGAGGGCGAUGACGAAGAGCAGCAAGAAGACGACGAAGGCGGUGGGCGGGAAUCUGACGACCCUGGUGAGGCUUCCGGACUGAGAAAUUUGUUCCGGCUCAGAUCUUCUGCAGAGGUGAAUCGACUGAACAAGCUGCUGCCUGUGUACAGCCGACGACUGAACAAACGGGAUCGUUUGAAGCAGUUCAUGGACCGGAAGUGCAGCGACAAUGUGUUCACCGAAACCGGCGGCGUAACGCUUCGUGGCCACUCGAACGCCGUAACGGAUCUUCUCUUCUCCGCUCACACGCCCCUGCUGCUGAGCGUGUCGCGGGAUCUCACGAUGCGGGCGUGGCAGGCCAGCGACUACAACUGUCGGGCCGUCUACCGCGGUCACAACCACCCGAUCUGGUCCGUAGCGGAAAGUCCCACCGGGCUGUACCUGGCGACGGGUUCACGAGACACGACCGCUCGACUGUGGUGCACCGACCGGGAGUUCCCGCUACAAAUCUACGUCGGACACACGCAGGACGUGGACACAGUGGCGUUCCACCCAAACGGGAACUACCUCGCAACGGGGUCAACCGAUCUGACCGUUCGACUGUGGUGCGUCACGAGCGGGAAACUGUUCCGGAUAUUCACCGACUGUCGACAACCGGUCAAUCGGAUCAGCUUCAGUCCGGAUGGGAAGUACCUGGCCGCAGCUGGCGAAGAGAACCGCGUCCGUAUCUUCGACCUGGCCGCCGGUUCCCAGCUGACCGAACUGCGCGAACACUCCUCACCGGUGACGUGCGUCACCUGGUCCGCCAACAGUCGCCACUUUGUGUCGGCCGGCGCCGACGGAACGGUUCGCGUCUGGGACGCGCUCAAAAUGGUUUCCACCUCAUCCUCCUCCUCCUCCAGCAGCUCAACUGCAGCUGCCAACAACAGUCCAAACCCGGCAGCAAACGGCGCCCACAAUCACACAAACCACUCUCAAAAGACUCCCACCAGCUCCGGGUCGUCGUCGUCGUCAAGCAAUAAUCUCCUGCUGGCCUACUCGACCGGCUGCCGGCGAAUCUACCGGUUGCACUACAAUCAACUCAACGGAAGCAUCUGCUGCAUCGGAAAUAGUUAGGAGUGUCGUCGUCGGCGGCGUUGGGUUACGCGUGGCGUAAAGUAUUAUUUAUUACCUUGAAACUCUUGCGGCGAUCCGAGUCGACUCCCCAUCCAAACCAACGAUUGACAACCUCUUCCUUUUUUCAUAUACUCAGUGUUUGUUUUAUCCCAUUCCCCACCCUUUAGAUCCAUUCGUUGACCUUCCCCCAACUGUUGACGUUGCGUAAGUUUAAGCAGAACAAAAGGUCCUUUUCCUAGACGGAAUAGAAAGCGUGUGUUUAUAGCAAUUUGGGUGUACGUGCGGAUGGAUGAGAAAUAAAAGCGCAGCAAGCCAAGCAAAACAAAGAAUAAAAUAGAGGUGAAGCUAUUGUGCGUAGAAAUUAAA
This is a messenger RNA of Culex quinquefasciatus (southern house mosquito), 3191 nucleotides long. RefSeq lists its product as uncharacterized. Bases 129 to 2825 code for a protein of 898 amino acids. The record is from RefSeq and is a predicted model, not a curated record. Lineage: Eukaryota; Metazoa; Arthropoda; Insecta; Diptera; Culicidae. The transcript is spliced from 5 exons. Gene Ontology annotation, molecular function: RNA polymerase II general transcription initiation factor activity; protein binding.